Molecule: messenger RNA, 1522 nt
Organism: Lolium perenne
Lineage: Eukaryota; Viridiplantae; Streptophyta; Magnoliopsida; Poales; Poaceae
Product: GDSL esterase/lipase At4g10955
Source: RefSeq, a predicted model, not a curated record
CCCUUGCUUGAGAGUGGAAAUGAGGAAGAAACUCCGGUCGAGCUCGAAAAGAAGAGCACACACGUGAAAUGGUACUGCUCGCUAAAAACUAAUACUCCGGUCGGGCUCGGCCAAUCCCCCCGUCUUCGUCUUCUUCCCCAAGAAAAUAUUUUUUGAUUAAUACAAGUGAUUCCCUCCCCCAAUUUCUCCCUCCCACUCUCUCUCUCAACCAUUCUUCUCCUCUAUCUCUUCCUGCAACCACGAGUCGAGUUUCCACCGAGCAUGGAUCAGGACGAUGAAGACGACUUCGAAGUCUCAGGCCCCAAUCAUAUGAGGACCAGAUCUCGUAUUGGCCGCCGUUGGAAGAUUGUUAUCGACUGGCAAAACCCGGAGCACGUCCGGUGCGUUGUCGCCUGCCUUGUCAAAGGCACGGGCGUGAUGGAGAGGGACAGAAUCAAGUGCAGGACGGACACCGAGGCGCUGGCGCCGCCAUGGUGGGAGAGUUUCGGUUUCAUCAGGCACAAAGUGUUCAAAACCGAGUCCAUCAUCAACGACCACUUCACCUACGGUGCCAUCUUCCAGCCCAGGGAGCCAUCUCGGUGUCCCUAUGCCCCAAAGUACGUGGUGGCCUUCCGAGGCACCAUGCUGUUCCAUCCCAAGGUCUUGCAAGACCUGAUGCAGGACGCCUUGGUGCUGUUCAACGCACUGGCCGACAACAGGCGAUUCAAGCGCACGCAUGUGCAUGUCGAAGAACUCAUCGGCAGUAACCCCGUCGGCUCUGUCUGGCUCGCAGGGCACUCCCUCGGCGCGUCGCUCGCGCUGGAAAUCGGGCGGAACAUCAUGCUGAAGAAGGGGGUAAGCGUCCCGACCUUCCUCUUCAACCCGCCGCACGUAUCGCCGGCGCCGGUGAUCAACAACCUCCCGGAGGAGCACAAGACUGUUCUGCACACAGGAAGCUACGCGGUGAAGUUCGUGCUCUCAAACGUUGUGCCCGGGCACCGCAAGCGCACCAAGAAGCUGUUCAGGCAGCUGGCCCCGUGGGUGCCGGAGCUGUACGUCAAUCCCGACGACGCCAUCUGCCUGGGGUAUAUCGACUACUUCGUGCAGAGGGAGCGGGUUUAUGAGAAGCACCCUCGCUUCGCCAGUACCGCGACGAGAACGUCAUACCGUGAUAUCCUCUUCUUCAGGACAUUGCGGUCUCACCUCCUGCCGUCGGCGAGGUUGUGGACGAACUCGAGACACAAGACGGGGGCGCACGGGCUUCGGCAGUGGUGGAAGCCAGACAGUGAACUGGCGCUUAGCAACACACGUUAUGUCUGCCCACUCAACUAACUCUUCUGCUUGACGCCGCUUUGUAUCCAAUCGAUCAUUGUGUGCAAUUGUAGUUCCACUACCAAAUUGUAGUCGGAGUAUUUGUUUGUGUGCCGUCUUGAUCUCCCCAAUGAACUGCUUGGGCUGACGGAUAUCCAGUGUAUGUAUGCUUGAAUUAUGUGUCUGAAAAGAAAAACAAAUUCAGCGGGACCGUUGGGUUCGACAUGUGAAA